UCAGACACUAGAAGGGCAUGGAAUCAAUGCUCAAAUUCAAUGGCGACAUUUGCAGGGACUCAGCAGAAAUGCAGUGCCUGCGACAAGACCGUCUACUUGGUCGAUAAGCUCACUGCUGAUAACAGGGCUUUUCACAAAGCCUGCUUUCGUUGCCACCAUUGCAACGGCACUCUCAAGCUCAGCAAUUACAACUCGUUUGAAGGGGUGUUGUACUGCAGGCCUCACUAUGAUCAACUCUUCAAGAGAACUGGUAGUCUGGACAAGAGUUUUGAAGGAACACCAAAGAUUGCCAAACCUGAAAAACACAGGGAGAAUGAGAAUGCACAGAAAAUGGUGAGUUUGUUUGGUGGCACCAAAGAAAAAUGUGUAGGAUGCAGUAAGACUGUGUACCCAAUUGAGAAGGUUACCGUUGAUGGGACAUCAUAUCACAGAAGCUGCUUCAAGUGCAGCCAUGGAGGUUGCACCAUUAGUCCAUCAAAUUACAUUGCCCAUGAAGGGAAACUCUACUGCAAACAUCACCAUAUCCAACUCUUCAAGGAGAAAGGCAACUAUAGUCAGCUUGAGGGUGACAAACAAGAAGACCCCAUCACUGAAAAACUCACAUCCAUGGAAAUUGCUGCCGAGUCAUAGCCGAGUUGAGUCAUCCAUGUCCACUGUUGAGUCUGCUUGCCCCAUGGAGUUUUUGUCUUUUUUUCCCCUAAAUAUUACUCCAUUUUUCAUUAUUUUGGCAUUGGGUUUUGUUAGUGGAGUGAGCUUUAAAAAUAAGACUACUCAUGGUUUGUUUCAGCAUUUGCUUGUGGAAAGUAUAUAGAGAUUUGGCUUAACA
Molecule: messenger RNA, 826 nt
Organism: Hibiscus syriacus
Lineage: Eukaryota; Viridiplantae; Streptophyta; Magnoliopsida; Malvales; Malvaceae
Product: LIM domain-containing protein WLIM1-like
Exons: 5
Coding region: 40-630 (196 amino acids)
Biological process (GO): actin filament bundle assembly
Cellular component (GO): plasma membrane; actin cytoskeleton
Molecular function (GO): actin filament binding
Source: RefSeq, a predicted model, not a curated record